Trematomus bernacchii (emerald rockcod) is the source of this 5740-nucleotide messenger RNA. RefSeq names its product complement C3-like. Gene Ontology annotation, molecular function: endopeptidase inhibitor activity; protein binding. Bases 27 to 5123 code for a protein of 1698 amino acids. The transcript has 41 exons. NCBI's taxonomy places the organism in Eukaryota, Metazoa, Chordata, Actinopteri, Perciformes, Nototheniidae. Gene Ontology annotation, cellular component: extracellular region. The record is from RefSeq and is a predicted model, not a curated record.
UCCACUGAUGCUUUCAGUCUACCAACAUGGCUCGCUGGACUCUACUCAACUUUUUAUUUUUCUUGCUACUCUGCAGCUCCAACGGAAAAGUUGAUACUUCAAGAAGGUUCACUUUGCUGGCUCCAGAUCUGCUGAGGACAGACAGCCAGGAGAACAUCUACCUCCAGGCAGAGGGUCUGUCCUCCCCCGUCACUGUCACAAUCUCUAUCGUGGACUUCAGUAAGACCACCAUGCUCCUGCAGGACUCUGUCAUGCUCAAUCUGAACAAUGAAUUCCACACUCUCAAGUCUAUACAGCUUCCCUCAGAUCAUUUGAAGCGCGAAGAGUGGAACAAUAAGUAUGUGUAUCUGAAGGUGGAUUUUGGGGGCUACCACUCGAUGGAGAAGAUACUGAUGGUGUCCUUUCACUCUGGAUACAUCUUCAUCCAGACAGACAAGCCCAUCUAUAAACCCGGAGAUACUGUUCGAUUCAGAGCGUUCACUUCCUCUCCGUCUUUUAAGGCUUUUAACAGCACCAUCACAAUAGAUAUUCAGAAUCCCGAUGGUGUGGUGGUUAAACAAGAAUCAAAGAUCAGAGCUGUUGAUGGCGUUUUUGCUGAUCAUUUUCCUCUCUCUGAAGUUGUCAAUGAAGGAAAAUGGACGGUGUUUGCACAUUUUGACCACUGGGAGCAGAAUAAGUUCUUCUCAGAGUUCAAAGUGAAAAAAUAUGUACUUCCUGCCUUUAAUGUUACUCUGAUGCUCAGGAAACCCUUCCUUGACCUGGAUGAUAGUGAACUGGAAGUAGAGAUAUGGGCCAGAUACCUGUAUGGGAAGCCGGUCCAGGGCACGGCCUAUGUGGUGUUUGGAGUGACAAUCAACCAAGAAAUGAGGAGGUUGCCUUCAGUGAAGCAGGUCUCAAAUCUGGACGGAGGAGUGGUCAAACUGAGCAUCGAGGAGCUCAAGAGAGCUCACCCCAACAUCAGAUCUCUUGUGGGCAGCUCUGUGUAUGUGAAGGCCUCAGUGCUCACCAUGUCAGGGAGUGAUUUAGUCGAAGCAGAAAAGACUGGCAUUAAAAUUGUGGAGUCUCCCUAUGUCUUAUCCUUCAAACACAUACCAAAGUACUUCAAGCCGGGCCUCCCCUUGGACCUCACAAUCCAGGUGAGCCACCAUGACGGUUCUUCGGCCCAACAUGUCCCGGUCAAAUUAAAGCUUCUGGACGCGCCCCUGGUUGUGACCACCGGCACAACCAUCAACAUGCCGACAGAUCAACGCCAACAGACCAUCACUGCUGAGACGGUGCAGGCUGGACUGAGACCAGAGCAGCAGGCCAAACAACAGAUCACUGUUCAGCCGUUCAUUGCCUUUAGACGCCGUAAACAGAACUACCUGUACAUCUCCACAGGGACCAACACAGUGUCCGUGGGAGACAGAAUGUCCCUGAAGAUGGGCAUCACUGUUGCAGACCCAAGAUACAGACAAUACAUCACACACAUCACCUACCUGGUGCUGAAUAAAGGCAACAUCAUUGUUGCUGAGCGUGUGAAUGUGGCAGGUCAGCUGAUCACCAGUGUCGGACUUCAUAUCACCCCGGAUAUGAUGCCCUCUUUCCGUUUUGUGGCUUUCUUCAGUAUCCCCUGGGAAAGAAGGGAGGAGGUGGUGCCGGACUCCAUCUGGGUGGAUGUGGAAGAUUCCUGCGUUGGUGCGCUGAAUGUCGGGCCGGUGGAUGGUAUACCUCGAGAUUACAGGCCAGGAAAGAACUUUAGUUUCAAGAUCAGAGGUGACCCGGGGGCAAAGGUCAACCUGGUGGCCGUGGACAACGCUGUGUUUCUGCUCAACAGGGACAGACUUACACAGGGGAAGAUAUGGGGCGCGGUAGAGGACAGAGACUUCGGCUGCACCCGAGGGGGAGGCCAAAAUGCCCUGGCGGUGUUCUCAGACGCAGGACUACUUUUUUCCUCCAGCACCGGCCUCCAAACCGAAACCAGACAAGCACUGAAGUGUCCAGGAAGUGCCAGAAGGAGGCGCUCUGCUGAAAAGCUGCAGCGUAUAGCCCAGCUGGAGAGUCAUUACAAAGAGAAGCUGCAGCGCCGCUGCUGUAAGGACGGCCUCAGGGAGAUCCCCAUGCCGUACUCCUGCACGCGGCGCUCCCUCUACAUCACUGAGGGCUGGGAGUGCAUGAAGGCUUUCCGCUACUGCUGCGCCACCUACAGGAAUCAGGAGAUCUCUACAACCCCACCACCCUUUACAACACCUCUGCCCACCACCACCCCUGAUCCUUUUUCUGACUGCUUUGUUCAUUAUAUUGAAGGUGAACGUAUGGUGGCUUGUCCGAUGAAACCGGAAGCAGCCGCUCACCCUUCCAUGUUACCAGGAGUGGUAGGAGUAAGAGAAGAAGAGGAGCCAGACGAGUAUCAGGACGAGUCUGAAGUUAGUCUACGAUCCAAGUUCUACGAGUCUUGGCUGUGGACGGAUGUUAACCUGCCAACCCAGGCAGACGGAGAUGGGUUGGCGUCUAAAAAUGUGCAACACCCUUUACCUGACAGCAUCACGGAGUGGGGGAUUCUGGCUGUCAGUGCCUCACCUCAUACAGGAUUUUGUGUAGCAGAGCCUUACAACGUCAAAGCAUGGAAAAAUUUAUUUGUGGAUCUGAAGCUGCCAUACUCAGUGGCGAGGAACGAGCAGAUCGAGAUCAAGGCUGUGGUCCAUAACUACGGCUACGAAGACCUGUAUGUGAGGGUGGUUCUGAUGAAGACAGAGGGCAUGUGCAGCAUUGCCUUUAAAGACAGACACACACAGGAAGUGACGCUGGCAGCUGGUGCUUCUGUUGCGUUGCCUUACACCAUCGUACCGCUGGUGGUGGGGAAACUCCCUCUGGAGGUGAUGGUGGUAGCCAGAGGCGCAAUGGGAUCAGACUGCAUCCAGAAACUUCUAAAUGUGGUGAUGGAUGGAGUGCAGAAGACGGAAGUUUGGAGUGCCGUGUUGAACCCAGCAGCUGAGGGAGGAACUCAGACGGUUCGUGUGCCUAUGGCCAACCUGAAGUCUGUUGUGCCGAAAUCUGUACCAGAGACGUUCAUCAAUGUCAGAGGCAAUGUGUUGGCAGACAGCAUUGAUAACUCCAUCAGCGAGGACUCUCUGGCCUCCCUGAUCAGGAUGCCCGGCGGCUGUGUGGAGCAGAACUUGGCCAGCAUCACUCUGCCGCUCAUCGCCACCCUCUACCUGGAUACCACCGACAGCUGGGAGAGUGUCGGGGUGCAGCGCAAAGCUGAGGCUCUCCGCUACAUCAGGAGAGGCUAUCAGAAACAGCUGGCAUUCAGAAAGAGAGAUGGCUCUUACCCCCCCUAUAGGAAGAUGGGUUCAAGUACAUGGAUCACGGCGUACACGGUGAAAGUUUUCUCCAUGGCUUACUCUAUUGUUGGCAUCAAUGAGAAGGAUGUGUGCGACCCCCUGCGCUACCUUUCGAGGAAGACAUUUGUGGACAGAGGGACCUUUAAAGAGAACAAUCCAGUUUACAGCACCACCAUGACUGGCGGCCUGCGUGGAGAUGACCCCGAGAUAACCUUGACCGCCUUCGUCUUGGUAGCCCUCACUGAGGCCAAGCAGGCCAGGAUCAGCUGCAUUGGUUUUAUUGAAAUGGUACUUUUCAGUAAGACAGCUGAAUACCUGAAGAGAGCGCUGGAGACGACGGGGAGGAGGCCGUACACUGUGGCCAUCGCCUCCUACGCACUGGCUCUGCUGGGGAAAGAUCAUAACUACAACCCAACACAAUCUUUACUCAGUGCUGCAGCUCCAGGUGGCAGCCACUGGCCCGACAGUAAGAACACCUUGUUCACCUUGGAGGGGACCGGCUACGCCCUGCUGGCUCUGGUCAAGCUGGGACGCAUGGAGGAAGCUGCAGCGCCGUUUAAAUGGCUGAACAGCCAGCGGAGGAUAGGAGGGGGGUUCGGCUCCACUCAGUCCACCAUGGUGGUGCUUCAGGCUCUGUCAGAGUACCUGAUCCACAAACCUCCUCCUGCUGACCUCAGUCUGGACGUGGACGUCAGGUUAAGAGGACGCAAGGAAAUCCGUUACCAUUUCAACCCCGAGAAUUCCUACGCUGCUCGCUCCUCCAGGCUGCCUGCUGGUAUGGAUUUGGAAGUGCAGGCUCAAGGGAAUGGACAAGGAAUACUGGAGGUUGUGACUUAUUACAACCAGCUGCAUGAGGUGGAUGAAAAAAUGCCCUGCAAGGACUUUGAGCUCAAAGUCAACAUCGAAGAAUCCAGUGAAACACCUCCAGUAGAUGUACAAAAGUCCUACCAGAUCACCAUCAAAGUGCGGGCUUUAGGACCUACAGAUGUCCGGAUGGUGGUUCUGGAUAUCAGUCUGCCCACCGGCUUUACUCCAGAAAACUCCGACCUGGAGAGGUUGUCAAACUCUGUGGACCAUUACAUCAAUGACUUCAAGAUCGUUGAUAACCUGAGUGAAAGAGGCUCUCUGAUCAUCCACCUGUUCAAGGUGUCUCACAAAGAGCCAGAGAUCCUGAUCUUCAGGCUGCAGCAGAGGUUCAAAGUGGGCCUCCUGCAACCGUCCUCAGUCACCGUCUACGAGUAUUACAACCCAGAUCACCGCUGCACUCACACCUACACUCCCAGGGAGGACAGAGAGGAGCUCGCUCAGAUCUGCAGAGACAACGUCUGCCGCUGCACGCAGGGUGACUGCUGCACUCCAAAAAGCGACAGUGAAAACUUCCUGAACAAAGAAAGAGAGACGUUUGCCUGCACGACUCUCCACCACGUUUUCCAGAUGAAGGUGCUGAAUGUCACCCAGAGUUACUACGACAAAUACGAGAUGGAGAUCACAAAAGUUAUCAAGCUGGGUGUGGAGUCUGGAGUUGAGGUGGGUCAGAAGAGGGUCUUCAUGUCUCACGGAGGCUGCAGAGAUGACCUGAACCUGCAGCAGGGCUCCCAGUACCUCGUCAUGGGGCCCAAAGAGGACCAGUGGAACAUCGACUCUGACACCAACAGGUUCAUCUACAUGUUGGGGAAGGACACCUGGGUGGAGCGCUGGCCGACGCCUGCAGAGUGCUCCAGCAGUCCUGAACUGCAAGCUAAAUGCAAGAGCCUCCAUGAUACUGCAGAGGAACUCUCUGUCAACUCCUGCAGGCUGUAGAGCUGUGUGAGAGGCAGCUGCACACCUUCACCUGUGCCACUGUGAAGACAACUGUACACAUGAAGAUGCAAAGAUCAUUUUAGGGCUAAAGCCUGUAGAAAAGGGAUUGAAUAACAUGUUGUUUGUGUUUCAAAAUGUAAAGAAUUAACUGUAGGUGCAGUUUUGUUUGUCAACCCACACCCAUAACGUUUUUUCUUUACUGUAAUGAUAUCAUGAAUGUCAGGGAAUAAUUGUCCAUACAUGUUUACCUUUUGCCCUCUGACGCAGAUGACCAACCUUGGCAACUGUUAUAUCCCUUAAGGAGGGGCUGCCUUAGCCAUUUGUUGUUGUUACCAGUUUAUGACUGGGCAACUCUCGGUCAGAGAUAGUUUAUUGUUAUGGGGACAUAUGGAACACUUCCUUCUCGGGGUUUGAUGAACCCAAGGUGUGAAAUCUUCGAGGCUCUGCAAGUAAUUCAGUGUCCCCAGCUGUUUAGUCUAUCUAGUGAAUAAUGUUGAUUACCCUGAGCAAACUAGUUUAAAACAUCUACCAGAGGAAGUUUUCUUCAGAAUUGAUUGUGGCAUCUCAACCGUGUGGUCAGACCGUGACCCUUUGACAUGUCUUGUGAAUUCUCCGGC